AUGCCGGCACCCUGGGUGCUGCUGCUGCUGGGCCUGAAGCUGCACCAGGCGCUCGGAGUCAUCCCAGUGGAGGAGGAGGACCCAGCCUUCUGGAACCGACAGGCAGCUGCUGCCCUGGACGCCGCCAAGAGUCUGCAGCCCAUCCAGACAGCCGCCAAGAACCUCAUCCUCUUCCUGGGGGAUGGCAUGGGGGUGCCCACGGUGACGGCCGCUCGGAUCCUAAAGGGGCAGCUGAACAACAAGCUGGGGCCUGAGACGCCCCUGGCCAUGGACCAGUUCCCGUACCUGGCCCUGUCCAAAACCUACAACGUGGACAGGCAGGUACCAGACAGUGCAGGCACAGCCACGGCCUACCUGUGCGGGGUCAAGGGCAACUACCAGACCAUAGGCCUGAGUGCGGCCGCCCGCGUGGGCCAGUGCAAUACGACGCACGGCAACGAGGUCACCUCCGUGAUGAGCCGGGCCAAGAAAGCAGGGAAGUCUGUGGGCCUGGUGACCACCACGCGGGUGCAGCACGCCUCCCCGGCUGGCACUUAUGCACACGUGGCAAACCGAAACUGGUACUCAGACGCUGACAUGCCCACCGCCGCGCUCAACGAGAGCUGCCAGGACAUCGCGGUGCAACUCAUCUCCAACGUGGACAUUGACGUGAUCCUGGGUGGGGGCCGCAAGUACAUGUUCCCCAAGGGGACCCCCGACCCUGAAUACCCAAGCGAUGAUGAGCAGAGUGGAAAGAGGCUGGAUGGACGGAAUCUGGUGCAGGAGUGGCUGGCGAAGAACAAGGGUGCCCGCUACGUGUGGAACCGCGAGGCACUCAUUCAGGCCUCCCAGGACCCCUCAGUGACGCACCUCAUGGGCCUCUUUGAGCCGGGAGACACCAAAUAUGACAUACAACGAAAUGUCACUGAGGACCCUUCCCUGAUGGAGAUGACAGAUGUGGCCCUGCGCCUGCUGAGCAGGAACCCCCGCGGCUUCUACCUCUUCGUGGAGGGGGGCCGUAUCGACCACGGCCACCACGACAGCACGGCCCACCUGGCCCUGACGGAGGCCAUCAUGUUCGACUCCACCAUCGAGAUGACAGGCCAGCUCACCAGCGAGAAGGACACGCUGACCCUGGUCACCGCGGACCACUCCCACGUCUUCUCCUUCGGUGGCUACACGUUGAGGGGGAGCUCCAUCUUCGGGCUGGCCCCCAGCAAGGCCUUGGACAACAAGGCCUACACCUCCAUCCUCUACGGCAACGGCCCCGGCUUUGCGCUCAGCGGCGGCAGCCGGGCCGACGUCAAUGACAGCCAGAGCGAGGACGCCGAGUACCAGCAGCAGGCGGCCGUGCCCCUGGGGUCCGAGACCCACGGCGGCGAGGACGUGGCGGUGUUCGCGCGCGGCCCGCAGGCGCACCUGGUGCGCGGCGUGCAGGAGCAGACCUUCGUGGCGCACGUCAUGGCCUUCGCCGCCUGCCUGGAGCCCUACGAGGCCUGCGGCCUGGCCCCGACCGACGCCGCCCACCGGGCCGCGCCCCCGGCGCCGCUGCUGCUGGGGGCGCCGCUGCUGGCGCUGCUGCUGGCGGCCGCCGCCCCGCGCUGA
Choloepus didactylus (southern two-toed sloth) is the source of this 1584-nucleotide messenger RNA. It is a transcript of the gene ALPI, whose product is annotated as alkaline phosphatase, intestinal. The record is from RefSeq and is a predicted model, not a curated record. NCBI's taxonomy places the organism in Eukaryota, Metazoa, Chordata, Mammalia, Pilosa, Megalonychidae. The transcript has 11 exons. Gene Ontology annotation, molecular function: alkaline phosphatase activity. Gene Ontology annotation, biological process: dephosphorylation. Bases 1 to 1584 code for a protein of 527 amino acids. Gene Ontology annotation, cellular component: plasma membrane.